CCUCCUCCUCCUCUUCCCAUUAUCUCCCUCCCUCCUCAGGUCUCCCUCUCGGAUUCCACUUGCUGGAACUGUUUCAUCGGGAGCGAUCAGCCUCGAGAAGGAUCCUGUAUACUACGAGGACAGGCAACUUCUUAGAACCUGGAGAUCUGUAUUUCCUUCUUGCCUGGAUUGUCCACUUUUUAUUUAUUUUAAAAAAAAAUUAAGGGCACCUUCUAGUCCAGGGGGGGUUAUCCAAAGACGGACAUCUACGUCUUCUCUCUUCUUCCUGCUGAGGACAACCUAAUUCUGGACCCUCCAUUUGGACCUGUGACCCAGGACAUGGACCUUUCUUCUUGACCCUUGGCCCCGGUAAACUUGUCAUUUUCUGAUGAAUGCCCAGUCGUUCUGGACACAGCAAUUCACGGUGAAUGACGCUGAAUAUGCCCCGCAGUCCCACUUCCAGUGAAGAUGAGAUGGCGCAGAGCUUUUCAGACUAUUCAAUGGAGUCCGAAUCAGACAGCUCCAAAGAGGAGACCAUCUACGACACCAUCAGGGCCACGGCCGAGCGUCCAACCAGCAGGCUGGAGGAUAUCCAGACCAACACUAUGGUCAUCCGGAUUGUAAUUCCUGAUCUUCAGCAAACGAAAUGUAUCCGCUUUAACCCCAAUGCCACUGUUUGGGUGGCAAAGCAGAGGAUCUUAUGUAAUCUCAACAUGAGCCUGAAGGAUGUUCUCAACUACGGUCUUUAUCAGCCUUAUAGCAAUGGGAGAGAUGGAAAGUUCUUGGAUGAAGAACGACUUCUGCGGGAAUAUCCUCAACCUAUGAGCAGAGGCGUACCUUCCUUGGAGUUUCGGUAUAAGAAAAGAUUGUACAAGCAAUCCAGUGUUGAUGAGAAACAGAUUGCUAAGCUGCACACCAAGGCUAAUAUGCGGAAAUUUAUGGAUUACAUUCAGCACUGUUCAGUAGAGAAAGUCUGCAAAAUGUUAGAUCGGGGAUUAGACCCAAAUUACCAUGAUACGGAAACUGGCGAGACUCCACUGUCUCUCGCCUCCCAGCUGGACAACUCUGUAGAAGUCAUAAAAGCUCUUCGCAACGGUGGCGCUCACCUGGACUUCCGGAGCAAGGAAGGAAUGACUGCGCUGCACAAAGCUGCCCGAGCAAGGACACAAACAGCCCUUGUGACUCUGUUGGAGUUAGGAGCUUCCCCCGACUACAAGGACAGCCGAGGACUGACCCCCCUGUACCACACCGCCAUGGUGGGGGGAGACCCCUACUGCUGUGAACUCUUGCUGCACGAACAUGCCAUGGUGGGGUGCAAAGACGAGAACGGCUGGCAGGAGAUCCACCAGGCUUGUCGAUACGGCCAUUACCAACAUCUGGAGCACUUACUGUUCUAUGGAGCAAACAUGGGGGCUCAGAACGCGUCCGGAAACACUGCGCUUCACAUCUGUGCUCUGUACAAUCAGGACAGCUGUGCACGGGUCUUGCUGUUCAGAGGAGCUAACAAGGAGAUAAAGAAUUACAACAGCCAGUCCCCUUUCCAGGUCGCUAUAAUAGCCGGGAACUUCGAGCUCGCCGAGUUUAUUAAGAACCACAAAGAAACUGAUAUCGUGCCGUUCAGGGAAGCGCCCAGCUACUCUCAUCGGAGAAGGGGGCCGCAGCACACCUUGACAGCACCCAGAGUCCUCCUCCGUUCAAACAGCGACAACAACCUGAACGUGAACAAUAUCCCUGAGUGGUCCGCCGCCUCAGCCUCUUUACACCGCAGCCUCUCACCCCAGCUAUUGCAACAGAUGCAGAAUAAUCCAAAUGGAACUGUGAAAACUAUUGGGAGCUAUUCCCAAGUACCACGGAGCCGCUCACCUUCCCUGAACCGCCUAGGAGAGGAUGCAAAGAGACAGCAGCACAGACACGUCAGUCCUGGUCCCAACAAGGAGGUGGCCACUGCUGUGGAUUACCAAGGUCCAAAGCGCAAGCUGUACAGUGCAUUACCCGGGAGGCAUUUUAUUGUGGUAAAACCGUAUCAACCUCAAGGAGAAGGCGAGAUUCCACUGCACAAGGGUGACAGGAUUAGGGUUUUAAGCAUUGGAGAAGGAGGAUUCUGGGAAGGGAACGCCAGGGGACAUGUUGGAUGGUUUCCUGCAGAAUGCGUGGAAGAAGUUCAGCCCAAGCCAAAUGAAGGACGACAAGAAACGCGGACUGACAGGACGAAGAAGUUGUUUCGACACUACACUGUUGGGUCUUAUGACAGUUUUGAUGCUUCCAGUGACUGCAUUAUUGAAGAGAAGACGGUGGUUCUACAGAAGAAGGACAAUGAAGGCUUCGGCUUCGUCCUCAGGGGGGCUAAAGCGGAUACUCCGAUUGAGGAAUUUAACCCUACGCCGGCCUUCCCUGCGCUGCAGUACCUCGAAUCUGUGGAUGAGGACGGAGUGGCUUGGCAAGCCGGCCUGAGGACUGGAGACUUCCUGAUCGAGGUAAACAAUGAGAAUGUGGUGAAAGUCGGGCACAGGCAAGUGGUUAACAUGAUCAGGCACGGGGGCAACCACCUUGUUCUUAAGGUGGUAACGGUGACCAGGAGUCUGGACCCGGAUGAUACGGCCAGGAAGAAAGCCCCUCCACCUCCAAAGCGGGCUCCCACCACUGCACUGUCACUGCGGUCUAAAUCUAUGACCUCUGAACUGGAAGAACUUGCAGUGGAUAAAGCAUCGGUUCGGAAAAAAAAGGAUGUUCAGCUGUCAGAUGUUGAGUGUUUGAAGAGGAGGAUUGUAAUUCGCGUUACACUAAAUAAAACUGAGGACUCUGCCCCCAUAUCCAAGCCUUUAAGACCUGUGGACAACGCGCCAUUAGACUCUAGGGUGGCCACGAUUAAACAGCGUCCAUCCAGUAGAUGCUUCCCUUCUGCUAUGGAAACAAAUUCAAUGUUUGAUAGGCAGGGUAUCGCUGUUAUGCCGCCCAUUGUUCCAGGAAGCCCCCAUGGUCCUUUUCUGGGUAUACCUCGUGGCACUAUGCGAAGGCAAAAAUCAAUAGACAGCAGAAUCACUCUGUCAGGGAUAACUGAAGAAGAAAGGCAAUUCCUGGCACCUCCAAUGUUAAAGUUUACAAGAAGCUUAUCCAUGCCAGAUGCUUCGGAAGAUAUCCCACCCCCUCCAGCAACUUUACCUCCAUCACCGCCUCCUCCAUCACCCUCACCAUUUAAUUCACCUAAGUCUCCAACCACAAGAGGAUACGGAACCAUCAAGCCCGCCUUCAACCAGAAUACCGCUGCAAAGUCUCCUUUACCGGCUGUUCGAGCCGAUAACAUGGGAACAAUAAUGAGAGAUAAGGGCAUGUAUUACAGACGCGAGUCAGAUAGGUUUUCAUUAGACUCUGAAGAUCUGUAUAGUUCUAAAAAGUCAACCCAGCAGAACUUUGUAAAUAAAAGAGGCCAGUUACCAGAAAACCCUUACUCAGAAGUUGGAAAAUUAGGGAAUAAAGGUGUAUUUGUGCCAGCCAAGCCUGCCAGGCGGAAGGGUAUGCUGGUGAAACAGUCGAAUGUGGAAGAUAGCCCGGAGAAAACUUGUUCCAUCCCCAUCCCAACCAUCAUCAUCAAGGAACCCUCAACAAGCAGCAGCGGGAAGAGCAGCCAGGGAAGUAGCAUGGAGACAGACCUGCAAGCCUCGGAGCAGCAAGGACAGCUAAGGCCGGAUGACUCUCUAAACGUUAGCAGUCCAUUUGCUGCAGCCAUUGCUGGAGCAGUGAGGGACAGAGAGAAAAGGUUAGAGGCCAAACGAAACUCUCCUGCUUUCUUGUCUACAGACCUGGGAGACGAAAGUGUUGGACCUACACCCAGUCCCAGAUUACGACACUCCAAGUCCAUUGACGAGGGGAUGUUUUGUAAUGAAGAGAGCUUUAAACAAUUCAUAGGUCCAUCUUCUCUGAUUUUAAAUAGAACAGCCAAUGCAUUUGGAAACAAUGGGGAGGCAAACAACGUGAGAUCAGCAAAGGGGAAAGGGCAGGAAAACAACACAAGUAGAGGGAUUUCUGGAAAUUACAUGCAUCCAGUUACGGGAAAGUUACUAGAUCCUAACUCACCGCUGGCAUUGGCAUUAGCAGCUAGAGACAGAGCUAUGAAAGAGCAAAGUCAACCCAGCCCUAGCCCUACGGAAACCGACAAGUCUGAUCUCAACAAGCCCCUUUUCAUCGAUACGAAGCUUCGCCCUAAUGCAGAAAGUUCAUUUCCCGCUGCGGCUGGCAGUAGCAGUAGGCAAAAUCAACGUGGUGUGUUAAAAAGACAGGAGACAGAAAGUAAACAUGACACGGAAGCAGUAAAGGAAGAAAAGCGCCAUGAAGAUAAAAAGAAUAUGCUGAUCAACAUCAUGGACACCUCGCAGCAGAAGACUGCCGGGUUGCUUAUGGUGCAUACGGUAGACUCCACCAAAGCAGAGGAUGUACUUAUUGAUAGUGAAGACAUGGACAAAGAGGUCUCUCCGGAGGAACCCACCACAGCAACUCCAGCAGCAGAGCCAAAUGAUAAUGUAGAAAAUGCACUACCUAAAACAAGCGAUGCCAUCCCGCCAGCUCUCCCCAAUAAAGCCAUUGUAUCUUUAUGCUCAGUGGAUGAACCGGUCCUCCUACCAUUCCGCAUCCCUCCUCCACCUUUUGCCUCAAUAGACGUAGACGAGGACUUUAUCUUCACUGAGCCCCUGCCGCCUCCUCUUGAAUUUGCCAACAGUUUUGAUAUCCCAGAGGAUGUCUCUGCACUGCCACCACCUACUCUGGCAGACUUGUUGAUGCAGAGGAAAAAUGGCACCCUCCCCCAUGGUUCAUAUAAUCCCAAUGUUGCCUCUAAUUCCUUAGAAAGUAAAAAGCCUGGGGCUCUGUCGAACUGCCUGCCUGCCUCGUACAUGCAACACCCAGAAAGUUUCGAUAACGUCACAGACUCUGGGAUCGAGGAGGUGGACAGCCGCAGUGGCAGUGACCACCACUUAGAGACGACAAGCACUAUUUCCACCGUCUCCAGCAUAUCUACCUUAUCCUCAGAGGGUGGCGAAAAUUUGGACACAUGUACAGUCUAUGCAGAUGGGCAAGCGUUUCUAGUGGACAAGCCCCCAGUACCUCCAAAGCCAAAAGUGAAGCCCGUAAUCAACAAAAGCAAUGCACUUUAUAAGGACGCCGUCCUGGAAGAAAACAUGGACACUUUUGUUAUCCCUCCCCCUGCUCCGCCUCCUCCCCCACUAGGGUUGCAGACCAGUAUAUCCAAAGCUGGGCAACUAAGGACCUCCAAGCUAUGGGGUGAUGCCCCAGAGGUGAAAAGCCUAGUCAUGCCAAGUCCCAAAGCCAAUGUUAUUAGUGAAUUAAAUUCCAUUUUGCAACAAAUGAACAGAGAAAAGGCCACAAAGCAAGGGGAAGGAUUAGACUCGCCAACUGGAAUGAAAACGGCAAGUUUCAGCACAAGGGGCUCAGAUGCAUUGAGUACUGUCUCAGGAAACAGAAACACCACAGUCACUUUUACUGUCCGUCCUGGAGCAAACCAGCCAAUCACUCUGCAGAACAGGACACCUGACUUCGACGGCAGGAUCUCCGGGAUGAGACGAGCUCCGAGUCCUAUAGUAUCUCCCGCCGAGAUCGCCAGAGAUAUCAAGCCUGGUCCUCUAUCUGCUCCACCCGCCUCCAUUUCUGAUGUCUUUGUUCUACCAACUCCGCCCCCAACAGGGGAUCUUUUCGGGAUGAACAUGGGGAGAAGCAGGUCCCCCUCCCCGUCAAUUUUACAACAGCAGCCAAUUUCCAAUAAGCCUUUUUCAGCAAAGCCUGUCCACAUGUGGACUAAACAAGAUGUCGCCGACUGGCUGGAAAGCCUACACCUGGGAGAACAUAAGGAGAUGUUUAUGGACAAUGAAAUUGACGGAACCCACCUACCAAGCCUUCAGAAAGAAGAUUUGAUAGAUCUCGGGGUGACACGAGUAGGCCAUCGGAUGAACAUAGAACGAGCAUUAAAGCAACUCUUGGACAGAUAGAAGUACCUUGUGUUACCUCUUCGUUUUCCUUUCCCGACAGUAAAAAAAAUAAAAAUUUUCUUAAAAAAGGGGCCCUUAUGGAGAAUCCUAAUUUAAUUCUCUUUCUAUACUGCAAGUUUAAAUAGCUGUACAGAUAAAUUCAUAAGCACAAUAUUUUAAGGAGAUAAGUGGCUGGUCUACUGGGCAGCCUUUGUGCCACUUUAAUUGUAGAAAGAAAAAAAAUGGAAAUGAAAAACUUUUUUGAUUUAAUAAUACUAUUUCUGUGGAAUAAAUAUUUGGAGAAAAAAAAAAGCAAAAAAAAAAAAAAUAUACAAUGAAACAUUAGUUCAACCUUUUUAAAAAAACAAAUCUAGAAAAAAAAUCCGCCUCGUUUGAAUGCAUCUGAACCAGCUGAGCUGAGUCGUAUUUUCUACCUUUAUAGAACGUCUUUGCGGAAGAAUGAAUUUUUCUUCAGAAGUGGGUACGGAUAACGCAGCGGUUACUGAACAUAUAUAUAUAUAUAUAUAUAUAUAUACAGAGAGAGAGAAGAAAUUAACUCAAAUCCCUAAUGGAAGCAAGUCAUGUACUCCCUUUUCAGCAUCAGAGAGGCCUCUGAAUUUUUUUUUUUCUUCUGCCUGGGUGACCGAGACCCCCCCCCUUCCCCCGGGCCACUCUGAGACUGGAUGGGAUUGUAGAUCUUACGUGGUAAUAUUUUGCAGGUACUGAUUUGUAUCAAAGUUUAAACUUAUUAUUGUAAUAAAGUAAAAAAAAAAAGUACCAAAAAAAAAAAAUUGCCCAAAAAAAAGAAAAAACUGUUUCUGGUUGUUUCCCAUUUUAUUCAGCCGGGCCAAGACGGUACCUACAAAAGUAAAUUAAACCACAAAAAAGUAUUUUUUAUUACCUUUUUUUUUUUUUAUUGCCCUCAGUCUGUUACGUAGUGGAACUUCUCAACUCUGUUACGGAGUAGAAAUGGUUCUUUAGCCAUCAUUGUCUUCCACUUGAUAAUUUUAGAAGAUAUAGUCAGAAGGGCCGUGCUAUUUUUUUGUAUUGAAUGAAUAUGGUAUUACCUCUUUAUGACGUGCCAGUUAUUGUUUGACGUUUGCUCGUGUUUUAAAGUCGUCGCUGUAGGAAGAGGCGACUAGGGGAGACAAUAAGAUCGAUACGUUUGCCUUUACGUUAAGUUUAAAGGGGUCUUCCAAAGGAAGAAAAAUAUUUUAAAUCAACUGGUGCCAGAAAGUUAUACAGAUUUGUAAAUUACGUCUAUAUAAAAAUCCUAAUCCUUCCAGUACAUAUCAGCUGCUGUAUGCUCCAGAGGAAGUUGCAUAGUUCUUUCCAGUCUGACCACAGUGCUCUCUGCUGACACCUCUGUCAGUGUCAGGAACUGUCCAGAGCAGGAGAGGUCUGCUAUGGGGAUUUGCUCCUACUCUGGACAGUUCCUGACAUGGUCAGACUGGAAAGAACUACACAACUUCCUCUGGAGCAUACAGCAGCUAAGUACUGGAAGGAUUAAGACAAAUCUGUAUAACUUUCUGGCACCUGUUGAUUUGAAAAAUAUUUGUUUUCUCCAGAUUGCCACUUUAAAUCAACCCAUCGCCUAAACUCAGGAAGGGCAGCCAUUUUUUAAGCUGCUUUGGUUUACCCAUAAGAUAACUGUCAGCUGAAUGUUCAUUUGGCCAUCAGCCAGGGAGGUAACUAUAGCGGGUGCAGAAGUAGGAGUCGCAUUGGGGCCCUGGUGCCUAAUGGGGCCCCAAAGCACAUCUGCCCCACAAGAGGCCAAUAUUAUAAAUGGCACAAAGCCAUGUAACCACCAGUGAUCACGCCGAUUGCCGAUUCUUUACUAUAGGAACAUUUCUAUAGUAGGCUUUGACUGGCUGAGCUUAUCAGUUCACUCCAUGCCUCAGGGUUUCUGGUGAAUGUAUAGACCAGUGUUCCCCAACCCAGGUGCCUCCAGCUGUUGCAAAGCUAUAACUCCCAGCAUGCCCAGACAGCAGAAGGCUGUCCGGGCCCGCUAGCAGUUGUAGUUUUGCAACAGCUGGAGGCUUCCUGGUUGGAAAACACUGGUAAAGGCCAUAUAUUAACCUAUAAAAUGUCUGCUUCAUUGGGUGUUGGCGAUGGGCCACUUUAGAAACAGUGAGGACCCUCGAAUGGAUGUGUAUUGUUUUAUUUGUUUGUUACUCGAGUAUGUUUUGGUUUUUUUUCUUCUUUUUUUUCCAGGCUCCUAACACAAAUCUGUAUUUACUAGAAACACGAUGAACAUUUAAAAGAGCUAAAUAUAUAUAUCUCUAUAUAUAGUCUAUUUUUACAUGGUGUCUGACGUGUCUGAAGAAUGUAUGGGGCGUAAAGUGAUCGUCCAUAUUUGCUAUUAAAAAGUAUAAAUUUACAAAACCUAAAUAUAAAAAAAUAAAGUUGCCAUAAAUACUUAGUAUAUGACCUAUAUACGGCAAGUUUCACAGGCCCGCCCGGGUUACACAGCAGUCAACAGUGACCACCGACCCACGGCCCACUCCUCUGAGGAGAUUGUAUAGAUGGACAGAAGAUGAUGAUGUCACCGGGGGGGACUUGAGGCUUAGAAUUUUUUAGUUAAAUAGUGUAAUUUAAGAGUUUUUUUUUCCCUGACAUAUAUAGUUUAUGUAAUUUCUGUGUAUACGACACCAAAAUUUUACAAAGAAAAAAAUAUAUCUUGUAAAUUGUGUAAAUCUUGCACAGCUGCCAGUGACGGAGAGAUUAUGUGAUUCUCCAUGGGUUAUUUUGUUAUAUUCUACAAAUGACUAGGUGUGACUGUUGAUUUAUUACAUCACAGGGGGAGGGUAAUGUUUUUAUUUACACUUUUUUUUUUUGCUUCUAUGCCUCCCCGUGAUAACUUGUUUUAUUAAAUAAAAAUAAAUUUGGAGAGGGUGAAAUCUGCAGAACAUGAAAUUUUUUUAUUUGGAUUCAACCACAUCAGAGCCGACCCUUAGCACAGGUGCCCCCCAACAACAACAAAAUGCUUUUUUAAAGUGCGUCUGUUGCUCUAGUUUGUGUUACUGCUUGUGUUCACAUUGUUGUUGUUUUUUUAAGUUUUAUUUAUACAUUUUUUAAAGAAUAGUAAUAAACAAAACAAUACAGGCAGGAGGCCCACAGGAGUGACCACAAGGCAAGGAUAACAAGUUCCAAGAACAGAUGAAUGGGAUCAGACAGGCAAAGUCUACAUAAUAAAUUGUAUCAGAAGAGUCCCAUGUCGUUCUUACAAUACCCCAAAGGAAUAGUCCCAGCCCAUGCAGCUCCCAGCAAGAACAAGCCCAGCAAACAAACAACCAUACACUCACGCACACAACACUGGGGGCGCCCACCCUCCACUCCUCUAUGACAACUUACAAUAAUAAGCCCACUAAGUCUGUGACCUAGAUCUAACCAGAGGAUCAGCUGAAGCCUCCAGCCGCAACCAAGAUGACCACACCUUAUCAAACUUUUGCGUACAACCACGACUUAUGUACAAGGCACGAUACAAGGGGACAUACUUAUUAACCAAGGCCACCCAACGGGAAAGCGGGGGAGUAACAGUAUCUUCCCAGGCCAUGAUGACUACUUUGCGAGCACAGAAAAGAAGGAAACGGACUAAGAGACGCCUAUGCGUUCCAGACUCCCACCCAUUAAGAACACCCAACAGACACACCUCUGGGGCAUAAACAUACAGAAACCCAAGUUGAUCUGACAAAAACUUCAAUACCUCCUUCCAGAAGGGAACCACACAUUGGCAUUCCCACACAGCAUGUAAAAGCGAGCCCCUGUGAAUACAUCGGAAGCAACUAUCGGAAAGCGAAACCCCCACACGAAGCAAGCGGACGGGCGCAUAAUACAGGCGGGGAAUGAGACAAAACUGAAUAAGGAGAUCACGGGCACUAACUACAAUAGGAUAGUAGGACAGCACUACCUCCUUCCACUGUUCCUCCGACAGGCCUGGUAUAUUCUCCACCCAUUUUGGAUAAGCCAGAGCAAAAGGAUCUGGUUCCACAGUUUGAAACAACCAAUACACCUGCCUAAGUGGUUUGGCAAGGUCGGUGGUACCCAGCAGCAGUUCAACAUCAGAAAAAGCAGGAGCUACAUCCAAAGAGGCAAACUACGCAUGAAUCGCAUGUCUAAGUUGAAGAUACCUAAAAUAGGCACUUCUAGGGAUAUUAAAUCUGGUCUGCAUAGCAGAAAAGGAAGGAAAUACACCCUCCUCAAAUAGGUGCAUAGCAAACUUGACUCCAUGUGAUCUCUAGAAUCCGGCCACCUCUAACCCCUGAAGGUGUGCCAAAUUUGGGUUAGCCCAUAGGGGUGCUCAAGGAGACACUACCGGCAGUGGAAAGCGAGCUGAGACCACCGACCAGACCAACGCCGCCACUUUGAUAGGACCCAACAAGGAGGAAUACCUGUAUAGCGUAUUAGUCAAGGACUCAUAAGACCCUAUAAUGCCGUUGCUGCAUUAGAGAGAUCCAGGUCAAUCCACCAUGCCACGUACACCAGCUGUGAAGCAAGAAAAUAACGAUACAUAUUCAGAGCUGCAAGACCACCUCAUUGCCUUGGCACCUGGAGAAGAGCCUGACUCAGUCUCGGGGGUCUAUCCUGCCAGUAGAAGGUUAUCUGAAUAGCAUUCAGUUGUUUAAAGAACCAUUUAGGAGGAACAAUAAGAUAAAGAUGAAAGAGAUAGAGAAACUUAGGAAGGUAGAUCAUUUUAAAUAUGUUCACCCGACCUGCUAAUGAUAGAGGCAAAGAGGACUCACCCCGCAGUCUGGUCGCAGUAAGCGUCAACAAGGGCACCAGAUUAAGGUCCAUAAAGGAACCCUGUGAGACAGAUGCCUCCACCCCCAAAUAAUGAAAACCCUCCACCAACCGAAGGCCCUGAGGAAGAGAUGGCGGGAGAACAACGCUCCUAGAUAAAGGCAUCAAAGAGGAUUUGGCCCAAUUAACACGUAACCCAAAAAAGGAACCAAAGGUGUCAAGAAGGUCAAACAAAGCCACUAAUGAGGCAUCAGCAUCCGCUAGAUAGACUAAGGUAUCAUCAGCGUACAGAGACCUUCUCCUCCAAGGACCCCCUCCAAAUACCAUGAAUAGACCCAGAGACCGGAUCGCCGCCGCUAAUGGCUCUACCGCCAGAGCAAGCCCUGCCGAGUAGAACUGCCUAGAGGGAAAGAGUUAGAUUAGUACGGAUGCGGGCCCUUGGCUGAUCAUACAACAGCCUAAUCCAAUUUCCAAUGCGAGGUCCGAAUCGGAGGGCACGCAGUAGGCGCCAAAGAUAACUCCAUUCAACUGAAUCAAAGGCCUUAUAGCUGGCCACGAAUCCUGCAGAUACAUCACCCUCCGAGGCAGAUAAAUUGAGAAGAAGCCUUUUAACGUUAACAUCAGUAGCCCUACCUGGCAUAAAUCGCGUUAGGUAAGGGUGAACAAGGGAAGUAAUAACCCCAUUAAGCCUAUUUGCAAGUAUUUUCGCAAGAAUCUUGACAUCUACAUUUAAAAGGGAAAUAGGACGGUAGGAGUCCAGCAAAGUCUGAUCCUUCCCGGGAUUAAGGAUAACAACAAUCAAGGCCUCUCUCAUAGAGUCAGGGAGUCUCCUCAUUUCAUAAGUAGCAUUAUAUUAUUUGAGCAAUAUAGGGAUUAGCUUCUCGUUUACCCCAUACCAGGUCCCAACCAUCCAAGUCUGGGGUCUUCCCAGAGGUCAGCUCCUUAAUUGCCUGAGACACCCCCUCAAACGUAAAAGGAGCAUCAAGAGCGGAAGCCUGAGAAGGAGUAAGGGAGGAAAGAGAAAGACCUGCCAAAAAUGGACCCAAACCUCCUGGAACACUAGAAUAACUAGAAGAAUAUAAAUCACUAUAAAAGGCCUUAAAAACCCCAUCAACCACCACAGGAUCUCGGACUAAGACGCCAUCCAUUCCACAGAUACAGGGAAUAGACGACACCGGUCUAGUCUCCUUCGCCAAAUAGGCCUUCCGUUCCUAUCCCCAAACUCAAAUAAGGCAGCCUCCCUAUCAACCAAUUUCAACUGUACCCGAUCUUUUUGCAAAAUCAAUAAUGAUCUCUGUGCCUUGGCCCACGCUUGUUCAACCUGGGGAGAGGGAUCUCUAACCAUCGUCGCUUCCAGCACCCCUAUCUCAGUCUGUAGGGCACUUUCCGUAGCUGCAUGAAGGGUCCUUUGGCCAGCCACCCCUGCUGUAAAAGCCCCUCUCAUAGUCGCCUUAUAGGGAUCUGGAUGAUCCCCAUUAUAACUAGAAUGUGCCUCCUCCAUAGCCCCAGAAACCGGUUAAGCACAAAGCCACCCAGGGUCCAUACGCCAGAGUUUAGAGGAAGAGUCCAGGCUUACCAGAGGCAGUAGGUCAGCAGAGGCAUAUGCAAGGUCAAUUCUGGAAAAGGACUUGUGCACCGCAGAGUAAAAGGAAAAGCCCUAGUCAGUCGAAUACUUCCAUCUAUAGACUUUGGUGAGAGCCAACGCCAGACACCAAGAUGCAAGCUGAAGAGAGCCAGGGUCCGAGGCAUUAGUGCGAUCAAGCAGUGGGUCAGGAACAGCAUUAAAGUCACCUAUAAAUUGGACAGGGUCAGCAAGAAAGGUAAGCAAUUUACCAGUAAUUACAUCCAACACCUCCAUCCUAAAAGGAGGAGGGACAUACAAGGACAGCAAAGGCCCAAAUGGUCACAGGCCACCUGGAUGAUCUCCAUAGGCAACGCUUUAAACACCAGAACCGACACCACUCUAGCAGAAGUGGAUUAGGUGGCAUGAUAACCCCUGGCUACCCAUUACCCAUGCCCUCUUAAGGGCAAACACCUUCUGACCCGUAAGAUGAGUUUCCUAAACAGAACUACAGUCAAGGGGAAGCUAGCUCUAGCUAAGACGACAAUCCAGCACCACCCCCCCCCCCCCCCAACCAAAGAACUAUAGGGAACAACUAAUCCACCUAAGGCCAAUACCCUUGUGACUGAAAGCCCUAGGGGAGCAGGAACCUAGGAAAGACCCUAAAGAGGGAACCCCUAACUCCUGGACUAACUAAAUAAGUCCUGUAGCAGUAGAGUUCAGUCCGGAGAUUGAGCAGGUGGCGCAGCAUCCACCCACUGCAGAGCAUCAGAAGGAGAGGUGAAGAACUUCGUAGACUUGCCAUCCACCACUCGCAGCCGUGUCGGGAACAGCAUAGCAUACUGCUAUCCUUUGGACCUAAAGCCCUGGGUAAAAGGCCACUCUGGCACCGUUGAAAAGAACUUAAUUCUUAAUGCGUACCGCUCUCAGGAUAUCGUCUCUGUCGCUGCAGUGCAACAAUUUUGCCAGAAAGGGUCUAGGAGGACCUCCAGGUGGGGAGGUCUGCCAGGGACCCUAUGCACCCGCUCCAUUGAGAAGUAAGGAGAAAAAGUAUCGGAAGCAGGAGCUCCUUAAGCCAGGAUUCAACGAAAGCAACAGUUUUAGCACCCUCCGCUCUCUCCGGGAGGCCAACCAAUCAGCCAGUCCUUUCAUCUGGGGCUGGAGAGUAGCUGUUUGAUGAGGAAUUGGCUGCAAUGUAUCCUCCACUCCACCCUGCGCUCCACCUCCGUGGUGCGUUCUCUGAUCUCCUAGGUUUCAUGGUGCAGAAUUACAAAGUCUUGCCUCAGUUCAUCAACCCUGGAAAGCAUUAUCGUUUAGCAUGUUGUAAUGGCCACCAGUACCUCGGCAAAUUUAUGGUCAAUAUCCGAGGCAGUAUAGGAAGAUCAGACCGGAGAACAGGGCUGUUGGGGACUGUCAGGACCCUCAAACAGAGGAAAUGAUGGUUCAGGAGAAGCCAGGCCCGAGUGGUCCUGGGCCCUGGAGUAUUGACUGAGCAUUUUAACCGCAUGGGCUGGCACUUCAGAUGUUAGAGGAGUAGGUACACAUGAGUCCCUGUGGGAAAGUCCACCGGACCGCUGAGAACCUUCAUCAGGGAAGUUGUCAUCCUCAGUGGAUUGCUGGGCAACCUUUAACUUUUUAGCUUCGUUGAAGGAGCCCACCAUAGCAACACAGAGGGUAGGCAGUGAUAAGUAGAGAGUAGACAUAAGAGGAGAAGGACAGAUGGUGUCCCACAGGCAGCACUAUCAACAAGGCAGCAGACCAGCACCAAGGGGAAGAACCACAAGGUUCAGCAGACUGACAGUUAAAAGCUCCAGAGCAGGGUAGAGGCACAGCAGCACAAGACACUGACAGACAGGCACAGCAGAGGAGGUUCCACCUCACUGUUGGGAGACGAUAAGCAGAGGCCCCGACCGGGAGGGUAGGACUCUCCCACCACUAGCACUAAUCCAGAUGACCAUUGAGUGUUCCACCACAGGCAGGGCAGCAGCAGCCAACCACUCCAGCAAGGCCAGGUGAGUUGCGGACCCUCAGGAUAGGUAUUUCAGUUCUCUCAGUCCAGCAUGCAGGCCACACCCCCUGUGUUCACAUGUUAAUGUUGCUGUAUUUUCUGUUCUUUUAAUUCUAAUGAUCAAGAACAAAUUGGAAAAUGAAAAAACUACUGUAAUUGCACUCCCCCCCCAAAAUCCUCAAACACUAUUGUAUGGUAACCAAAUUACUGUAAGAAAAUAAAUCUCAUUUUGCACUAAGA
This is a messenger RNA of Hyla sarda, 14500 nucleotides long. It is a transcript of the gene SHANK2, whose product is annotated as SH3 and multiple ankyrin repeat domains 2. Gene Ontology annotation, cellular component: dendritic spine; postsynaptic membrane; postsynaptic density. The record is from RefSeq and is a predicted model, not a curated record. Bases 408 to 5972 code for a protein of 1854 amino acids. NCBI's taxonomy places the organism in Eukaryota, Metazoa, Chordata, Amphibia, Anura, Hylidae. The transcript is spliced from 26 exons. Gene Ontology annotation, molecular function: ionotropic glutamate receptor binding; synaptic receptor adaptor activity.